AUUGCUCAAAGUUUUGAGACCGCGAACCGAACUCCAUGGAAGUGUCAGAUAGAAUGUGCGAAGCAUGCGGAUUAUUUCAGACUGAUUGACGAGACAGACGGAAUGACGAGACAGAAUGCGUUUGCUUCUAGAAGUUAAGAAGGUCGGCGCCCAAUAAGCUCAUGUCUGGCCGUGAACGUAGCUAUAUUACCAACCACCUGCGUUUUGUUUCCUACUUGAGUUCGCCAGUGCUCAAGUUCAGCGGCAGCCAAACAUCUCGGGGAGUCGGCGUGAGGGUGGUUUGUUAAGACAGACGAGUUUCUUCCGUCAAGUCGAGCCAGAGGAUGUGAGAACUACACGGAAUACUUUAUACUAAAGUUCAUCGCUCGGGCAAAACUUUUCAGCCUGUGACUUACUAACAAGCACAAGUUCAAAGGAAACGGAUUUUUAAGACGCACCACUUCAAACGCUCGACGGUUAGGAUGGAGACCCAGGUGCGCGUGGCGCUCUUGUUGUUCGUCGUUACGUUGGGGGGAUCCGCCGGGCUCGCACGAGCCCAAGGGGGAACCACCAGAGCGAUGAGAGGGAACGUCAGACGAGACGACAUAUACCGCAAGGAGGAGGUGGUGGAGGUCACCGCCGAAGGGGGCUCCGUCUCAAGCCCCCGCUACCCCAACUCAUACCCCCGCAACCUGCUGUUGUCAUGGAAACUGGUGGCGCCGCCCGGCUGCCGCUUGCACCUGGAGUUUGACACUCGCUUUGGCCUGGAGGAGUCCGAGAACGGAGUGUGUAGGUAUGACUUUGUGGAAGCGGAGGACCAAUCGGAGACCAGCACCAUAAGUUGGGGUCGGUGGUGUGGCCAGAGGGCUCCGCCCAGUCUUAACUCCAAAACCAACACGCUGAGGGUCACCUUGAAGUCUGACGACUACUUUGUGGCCAAGCCGGGCUUCCGAGCGUACUACAGCUUGCUGCACGACACCCCCCCCCCUGAAUCCAUAACCAACUGGGAGGCCGUGACCCUGCCAGGGUCGGAGCUGGCCGCCGACCAGACGGCCGGCACCCUGCAGCCCUUCUCCAUAGAGGACCUGGACCGCACCAUCGCCGUGUUCGAGACGGUGGAGCAGCUCCUGCAGAACCUGAACCCAGACACCUGGAGACAGGACCUGGACAGCAUCUACACCCAGACACACCUGCACUACAGGUCCAGGGCCUACCACCUGGCCAGCAGGCACAAUAAAGUGGACCUGGACCGUCUCUACGACGACGUCCGGCGCUACAGCUGCACGCCGCGCAACCUGACGGUGAACCUGCGCGAGGAGCUGCGCGCCACCAACGCCGUCUUCUUCCCCCGCUGCCUGCUGGUCAAGCGCUGUGGCGGGAACUGCGCCUGCGGGACGGCCGACUGGAACAACGGCUGCACCUGCCAGGCGGCCAAGACCGCCGUCAAACUGCACGAGGUGUUGAAGUACGCUCCGGAGAUGAGGUCGUCGGGGAGCCAGCGGAGGCCCCGGGUCCGUUGGGUCAUCGACGAGAUCUUCCUCACACACCACGAAAAGUGUCACUGCGUGUGUCCCUCCAGACCCCCUCGCUGAGACCCUCCGACCCACGCCGGCCGAUCACCGCACACACACAUGCACACACACACACACACACACCCCACACAUACCUUGGACUUCUAACUGGCUAGGUUUUGUUUUGUCCGUUUUUUUCUGUCGCUACAGCUACAGCAUGUGCUUGUUACAACUUGACUCCCACGUACAGGGGAGUGAAUACAUCUAUGCAACCUGACUGACAUACUAGAGUAUACACCAUUCAAACGACAGGCAACCCAACUAAAUGUACAUGUAACGGCGUUGUCAUCUGUUCGCUCACCGCACCUUAGGUUCAAACGUUGUGAAAGACCAAGCCAAAAACAACAACAGCCCAAUACACUGUAGGGCUGUUCGUCCCAAAUACAGCCGACAAACUGGCCUUUUAGUACCACUUCAACUGUACAUUUUGUUCCAAGUGUAAAACUUGAACAACUCGAACACUUGAACUUGGCUGUUGACAUGAGUUAAGUGAAACUUUUCCAUUAGCAUGUGUGUUUCCCUAAGCCAUGUGUUGGAGGACCCUGUGUUCCUCGUGGUGUUGUGCGUGUGUGUACGGCUGCGGGAGGGUUGGAGGCAGUGAGAACCCAAAUAACACUUCAUGCGAGUCGGGAAUCAGGCUAAACCAAACCCUACGCCCCCUCGCUCACGCAGCCACACAGGAACACGCCCGCACACCCCCACACACACACACACACACACAAUGAGCAGCCCCUAAGGCCUUCCUGCUCCCUAAAGACAACAAGCGUAUAUUUAUAUUGAACUCUUUCCUGCGCCGCUUUCUCUGAAGUCCUCUUUGUGUUUUCCUCUGUUUUUACUGAUAAAGGGGUGUUGAAACGCAGAGCCCCCAGCACACUACUCCCUGCCUCCCCGCCCUAUCCCCUUUCCCCCUCCCUCUCUACCUCUCUCUCCCUCACUCUCUCUCUCCCCCCUUCCUCGUCCCCCUCUUUUCCCGUUUCCUUUGCCGUCUCCUUCCACUUGACACCCUUCCUUCCUACGUUUCCUUCAGCGACUGUGACGGCAGAGCGCUGUAGAGAGCGGUGCCCACCACCUGUUCAGACCCCCGCCCUCCGACACACCCGAUUGGGACCCUGGAAUGGGGCUCCAGGGUCCCAAUCACAGCUUCGUCCUCCCAGCCAGGGACACACCGGCAGAGUGUCCCGGGCCAGGCUGAACUCAAGCAGAAUGUGAAGCCAGGUCAUCUGAGGGCCAGACUACCAAACGUCAUGCUUUGUUUUCUCCUGAACAACACUUUAAAAAACAGCCAGAGGUGGUGAUGUUGUUGUUGUUGUUGUUUUCCCGACACCCAACAUUCUUCUUAAAUAUGCCGUUCCACAGAGAACAUGCCGCACAUUCUGAGGCACCGAUGUGAUUAAUACUUUAGAGUCUGUGUGUGUGAAUGUGCCAGCACCUUUACAUCCUGUGUAGUUUGAUCAGCACAUUCCAUGGUGGCAUGCGCCAAAGGGACAUUCCUCUGUGUUUAUUAUUGUCCUGUGUGUUUCCAUGCCUCUGAACCCCAUUGUGUGACUGUCAAGUCAUUUGUUUUUUGACGUGCGCUAUAACAUUCAUUUUCAAUAACACCACAGAAUUCUAUGCACAACAUUGCAAACAUUUUCAUUCCGUGAAAGCAUGAAAGAAAUGUCCAACCUGCUUUCACUGUAUUCCGUUAGUUAACCACGUCAAAACUGCCCUCUUUACCAUCAUUAUUUAUUGUUUCUUUCUUUGUUAUUUUCAUAUUGGCUGUUUGUUGUUUUAUAAAUAAAGCAUUUCCAGCA
Molecule: messenger RNA, 3343 nt
Organism: Gadus chalcogrammus (walleye pollock)
Lineage: Eukaryota; Metazoa; Chordata; Actinopteri; Gadiformes; Gadidae
Gene: pdgfd
Product: platelet derived growth factor d
Exons: 7
Coding region: 462-1571 (369 amino acids)
Biological process (GO): positive regulation of protein autophosphorylation; positive regulation of cell migration; positive regulation of MAP kinase activity
Cellular component (GO): membrane
Molecular function (GO): platelet-derived growth factor receptor binding; growth factor activity
Source: RefSeq, a predicted model, not a curated record